UAAACAGCUAAAGUUCAAAAGGCAAAUGAAGUGAUGGAUGAGUUGUGUUUGUGUCCAGGUCUCCAGUCUACUAUGGAUGAGGAGAGAGAGGAGGAGGGUCCUACCUCUAUGACCACUCUGUCUGGGGAACAUGGCCGCCGGAGCAAAGCUAAGAGCCCAGAGAAGCAGCAGAGAGCAGACUCCCCUGGACCCAGCUGUGUCUCCAUGAAGAGUGACCGCUCUAUGGAACAACCUUAUGAGAACGCACACGCUUUCCUAGACAAGGAGCUGAAGAAGCUCUGGAGGGAUCUCUUCUCAGACUACCCACAAUGCUCAGAGGGUCAGAGAGUGGAGGAGGAGGAGGUGGAUGGUAAGAAGGAGGAGCAGAGGAGGCGCGCCAUAGAGGGAGUGGUGGACAUCACAAAGCUCUGCCUGAUGGAGAUGAACCAGGAGGGACUGGCCGACACACUGUUGAGCGGAUCUGAUGCUGUCGAUUGCCAACAUAAAAUCAAGUCUCAUUUGAAGAAGAAGUUCAGGUGUGUGUUUGAGGGAAUCGCUAAAGCAGGACAGCGAACAGAUCUGAACGUCUUCUACACAGAGAUCUUCAUCACAGAGAGAGACAGUGGAGAGGUCAACAAGGAACAUGAGGUCAGACUGAUUGAAACUGCUUUGAGGAAACCGGUCAAGGAAGAAACAGCAAUCAAAUGUGAAGACAUCUUUAAACCCUUACCUGGAAAAGAUAAACCAAUCAGGACAAUAAUGACAACAGGGGUGGCCGGUAUUGGUAAAACCAUCUUAACACACAAGUUCAUUCUGGACUGGGCUGAAGGCAUAACCAACCAGGACAUACACUUCACAUUUCUCCUCACUUUCAGAGAGCUGAAUUUACUGAAAGGGAAAGAGUUUAGCUUGGUGGAACUUCUUCAUCACUUCUUUAUUGAGACCAAAGAAGCAGGAAUCUGCAGAUUCGACCGGUUCCAAGUUGUCUUCAUCUUGGAUGGACUGGAUGAGUGUCGACUUCUUCUGGACUUCCAGAACAACCCGAUAUGGAAUGAUGUCACAAAGUCCACCUCGGUGGACAUGCUGCUGACAAACCUCAUCAGGGGCGACCUGCUUCCCUCCGCUCGCAUCUGGAUAACCACACGCCCUGCGGCAGCCAAUCAGAUCCCUGCUGAGUGUGUUGACCAGGUGACAGAGGUGAGAGGGUUCACCGACCCACAGAAGGAGGAGUACUUCAGGAAAAGAUUCAGAGAGGAGAAGCUGGCCAGCACAAUCAUCUCCCACGUCAAGAAAUCACGAAGCCUCCACAUCAUGUGUCACAUCCCAGUCUUCUGUUGGAUCACUGCUUCAGUUCUGGAGGACAUCUUCAAAAAAUCCCAGAUCGAAGAGAUGCCCAAGACCGUGACUCAGAUGUACAGCCACUUCCUGAGGGUUCAGUCCAUACAGGGGGACAGGAAGUACCAUAGGAGGGCUGAAACAGAUCCAGACUGGAGCUCAGAGAGCAGGGAGAUCAUUGUUUCUCUUGGAAAACUUGCUUUUAACCAGCUGGAGAGUGGCAAACUGAUCUUCUACGAGGCAGAUAUGGCAGAGUGUGACAUCGAUAUCAGAGCAGCCUCAUUGUACUCAGGAGUGUUCACCCAGAUCUUUAAAGAGGAGUGUGCGCUGUACCAGGACAAAGUGUUCUGCUUUGUCCAUCUGAGCAUCCAGGAGUUUCUGGCUGCCCUUUAUGUCUUUCAGUCCUUCAUCGAUACUGGUGUCAAUCUGCUCUCAGAAGAACCACCAACCUCCAGGAACGAUAAACUCCUCUACCAGAGUGCUGUGGACAAGGCUUUACAGAGUGAGAACGGACACCUGGACUUGUUCCUCCGCUUCCUCCUGGGCCUCUCUCUGGAGACCAAUCAGAUUAUCCUACGGGGUCUGCUGGGACAGAAAAAAAGAUCACUGACCACUCAGAUUAAAACAGGUCUGCUUCGACUGAAAGGAAGUAGCUCACAGACCAAUAAGGGAACAGUGUCUUACAUCAAGAAGAAGAUAAAAGGAGACCUAUCUCCAGAGAGAAGCUUCAAUCUGUUCCACUGUCUGAAUGAGCUGAACGACUGUUCUCUAGUGAAGGAGAUCCAACAGUACCUGACAUCAGGAAGUCUCUCCGGAAAACCUCUCUCCCCUGCUCAGUGGUCAGCUCUGGUCUUCAUCUUAUUGACAUCAGAAGAGGAGCUGGACGUGUUUGACCUGAAGAAAUACUCUGCUUCAGAGGAGGGUCUUCUGAGGCUGCUGCCAGUGGUCAAAGCCUCCAAAACAUCUCUGCUGAAUGGCUGCCAUCUGUCAGAGAGAAGCUGUGAAGCUCUGGCCUCAGUUCUCAGCUCCAACUCCUCUAGUCUGAGAGAGAUGGACCUGAGUACCAAUGAUCUGAAGGAUUCAGGAGUGAAGCUGCUCUCUGCUGGACUGGGGAAUCCACACUGUACACUGGAAACUCUCAGCUUGUCUGGCUGCCUGGUCACGCAGGAAGGCUGUGCUUCUCUGGCCUCAGCUCUGAGCUCCAACCCCUCCCAUCUGAGAGAGCUGGACCUGAGCUACAAUCACCCAGGAGACUCUGGAGCUGCGCUGCUCUCUGCUGGACUGGAGGAUCCACGCUGGAGACUGGACACUCUCAGUGUGGAGCACGUUGGAGUGUGGAGGCUGAAACCAGCUCUAAAGAAGUAUGCCUGUGACCUCACACUGGACCCCAACACGGCCUACAGACACCUCUCUCUGUCUGAGGACAACAGGAAGGUGACGGGAACCCAGAGGGAGCAGGGCCCCGCGGGGGCCGGUGAGGUUGUUGUGGGGGUCCUGGCGGCCGGCUCCAACAGGCUGUCCGUGUGGUUGAGGCCCAGAGAGAGCACCAGAAUCUUGGUGUGA
Messenger RNA from Gadus chalcogrammus (walleye pollock), 2877 nucleotides. Its product is annotated as NACHT, LRR and PYD domains-containing protein 12-like. Bases 34 to 2877 code for a protein of 947 amino acids. NCBI's taxonomy places the organism in Eukaryota, Metazoa, Chordata, Actinopteri, Gadiformes, Gadidae. The transcript is spliced from 9 exons. Gene Ontology annotation, molecular function: protein binding. The record is from RefSeq and is a predicted model, not a curated record.